Messenger RNA from Andrographis paniculata, 1594 nucleotides. RefSeq names its product probable trehalose-phosphate phosphatase H. The coding region runs from base 188 to 1333 and encodes 381 amino acids. NCBI's taxonomy places the organism in Eukaryota, Viridiplantae, Streptophyta, Magnoliopsida, Lamiales, Acanthaceae. The record is from RefSeq and is a predicted model, not a curated record. Gene Ontology annotation, molecular function: trehalose-phosphatase activity. The transcript has 9 exons. Gene Ontology annotation, biological process: trehalose biosynthetic process.
CCUACUUGAUCCAUCCAUCUAAUUACCUUUUGCAUCUUUUUAUUUUUAAUCUUCAAUUCAAUUUCAAAAUUGGGUUUGAUUUCGAGCCUUUCCUCUCCUCUCCACCUCAUUUGUUGAUUGAUCCAUCCCGGAUUUUAUCUAUCUGUUUCUGGAACAUAUAUAUAUAUAUAUAUAUAUAUAAAAUAAGAUGAGGAGGAAGCAGCAAAGCAUGGCGUUUACGAGAUCGAGCGAUGGCGGGAUGAAGAAAUCUGAUCAGUGCGAGAAUAGUAGUGAUCAUCUGGAUGAUGAGUUGAAGAGUAAGGCGUGGGCGGAUUCCAUGAGAGCAUCUUCUCCGACAAGGAAUCUUAGUUGUAAUAACAUGGAAAUGGAAAUGGAAAUGAUGAAGCUGUGGAGGGUGGAGCACCCGUCGGCGCUGGAGAUGGUGGAGCAGAUCACGGGGGCCUCCAAGGGCAAGCAGAUUGUGAUGUUCCUCGACUACGAUGGCACCCUCUCCCCCAUUGUCGACGACCCUGAUCGCGCCUUCAUGUCCAAAACUAUGCGAGCAACAGUGAGGACACUUGCGCGGUAUUUCCCCACUGCCAUAGUCAGCGGCAGGUGUCGGGACAAGGUGUACAGUUUUGUUCGUUUGGCGGAACUGUAUUAUGCUGGGAGCCAUGGAAUGGACAUCAAAGGCCCUGCAAAAGCUUCCAACUACGUUACUAAACUGCAGAAGAAGGGUAGCAGUGCAACUAGUCAUGCUGCGGCGGCAGCGGCGGCGGCUGCUGUUCUUUUCCAGCCAGCCAGGGAAUUUCUCCCCGUGAUCGAUGAGGUGUACAAAGCCCUUUUGGAGGUGACAAAGUCCAUAGCAGGUGCUAGAGUGGAGAACAACAAGUUUUGUGUUUCUGUUCAUUUCCGUUGUGUUGAUGAGAGGAAAUGGGGUGAACUGGCGAAGCAAGUUGGGUCUGUGUUGGAAGGGUAUCCAACUCUUCGAUUGAGCCAAGGAAGAAAGGUGUUCGAAAUCAGACCAACCAUUAAAUGGGACAAAGGGAAGGCACUGGAGUUCCUUUUGGAGUCACUUGGAUACGCGAAUUGCGCUGAUGUGUUUCCUAUAUAUAUUGGCGAUGAUCGAACCGAUGAGGAUGCUUUUAAGGUGCUGAGAGAGAGGGGGCAAGGGUUUGGUAUUGUGGUGACGAAGACAGCAAAAGAGACAUACGGGUCCUACUCACUCCAAGAUCCUGCAGAGGUUAUGGCUUUUCUAAGGCGCCUUGUCGCAUGGAAGAGGAUGUCUCUACGGCGGAUCAGGUCCAGAAUCCACCAGAUCAACAACUACCUAGUUUCCUUACCCACCUCUUAAUUAAUUUCAAGGGUUGCAAUGCAUUGCCCUAAACCCUAUUUUAAUGAAUUAAACUAACUAACUAUUAAUUAGCUAGGGCUAAUCGAAAUCAGUUCAUCAAAGCCCCUAACCCUUGUGUAAGAAUGUGUCUGUGUCGUCUAUGCAUGUAUGUUCUUAAUUAUGCCGAUUGAUCAUCGAUGUCCUGUAAUGGAAAUGGAAACAGUUGCAACAACCAGCACAGGCCAAUUGUAAAUCUUGAAUUCAAUAUUAAUUAACUCAAAA